Messenger RNA from Symbiodinium natans, 804 nucleotides. Lineage: Eukaryota; Dinophyceae; Suessiales; Symbiodiniaceae. The record is from the annotation of a GenBank genome assembly.
AUGACGGUGAGGGGCACGUUGAAGUAUGAAGUCUGCGAGAAGGUUCUUCACGCACGAUUGUUGGAGAAAGGCAGGAGCAAUGUCAAGGAAAUGGGAGUCGUCCUUGAAGAGGCACUCCAGGCAACAACGCAGGAGCGAGAGACUGAGGUUUCCGACCACCUCAACAAGCUUGUCGAGGAGACAAACCAGCACGUGGCUGAUGUGAAGCAUGGCCUGGAGGUUCUGAAGCAGCGCUCCGAGGAUGAAGCUGCCAAGCAGCCAAACUCCGCGCAGAUGAAGAUCAGGACCAAUAUGCAGCAGGCCAUGGCCAAGAAGCAUCAGCAGCUCUUGAUGGACUUCCAGAAGGCUCAGAUGGACUUCAAACGCACCCUGGAGCAUCGCCAACUUCGAGAAAUGCAGAUUCUUAUGCCUGAGGCAACAGAGCAGCAGCGGCAAGAGAUGAUCUCAGAAGGGCAAACUGCAGCGCUGAUGGUGGCGAAGAAGAUGGCCGGCACCCACGCUCUCCUCCUGGAUGAGGUGCGGCGCAUACAGGACAAGCACAAGGACAUCAUACGGCUGGAGCAGAGCAUUACUGACCUGGCCCAGAUGUUCGAGGAGAUGGCUGUUCUCGUGGAUGCGCAGGGGGAGAUGUUGGAUGCGAUUGAGGUCCAUGUGAACAACACGAAGGGGUACACUGCCCAAGCCGAGCAGGAGUUGAUCAAGACCCGAAAGGCACAGAUGCAGGGGAGGAAAUGGAUGUGUUGCCUGUCCAUUGUAGUUUUAAUCGUUCUACUCGUGAUCCUUGGGCCGAUUCUCAUCAGAUAG